Molecule: messenger RNA, 1207 nt
Organism: Fragaria vesca subsp. vesca
Lineage: Eukaryota; Viridiplantae; Streptophyta; Magnoliopsida; Rosales; Rosaceae
Product: protein-lysine methyltransferase METTL21A-like
Exons: 8
Coding region: 153-890 (245 amino acids)
Biological process (GO): protein methylation
Cellular component (GO): nucleus
Molecular function (GO): protein methyltransferase activity
Source: RefSeq, a predicted model, not a curated record
AGAGAGUGUAAGCCAUACAGCAAGGCAUAGAGCUUUGCUUGAACUUGAAAAAAAUAGUUCUAAGCUGAAAGCGUUUCUCAAGGUCCUAGGUAUUGGGCUUCACCUGUGCCGAAAAGAGACGGGUCCCAAACAUACAUACGAGUCCAGACUGUAUGGGAACGAACGCAGAUCAGAUGGAAAGAGAAGGAGAAGACGACGACGACAUAGUCUGCUUAGAAUCGUUUUUCAUCGAUGACAAUUACCAGCUCACCACUUUCACAUUUGGCUCUCAAGUUCUUCAACUCCUCUGCCUCCAAUCUGCUUCCACUGAUUUUGAUCUUACAGGGCAGUUGGUGUGGCCAGGAGCAAUGCUGUUGAAUGAUUACCUUUCUAAGAAUGCAGAGAUUCUGCAAGGAUGCAGCAUUCUUGAGUUAGGAUCUGGGGUUGGUAUUACUGGGAUACUAUGCAGCAGGUUUUGCAGACAAGUUGUUUUAACAGAUCACAAUGAAGAAGUGCUCAAGAUCUUGAAUAAAAAUAUAGAGCUACAUGCAGCAUCUGAUAACCCUGAAUACUGUGCUGGAUUAGCAGCUGAGAAACUAGAAUGGGGAAAUUCUGAGCAGAUCUCCCAGAUAUUACAAAAGUAUUCAGGUGGUUUUGACUUGAUUCUUGGAGCCGAUAUAUGCUUUCAGCAGUCGAGCAUUACUGCGCUUUUUGACACGGUGGAAAAACUUCUUCGAGUUAGAAAAGAAGGGAAGUGCAAAUUCAUACUAGCCUAUGUGUCCCGUGCUAAGACCAUGGAUUCAUUGGUCAUUAGUGAAGCGACAAAACAUAAGAUGCAGAUAAUUGAAUUAGCUGGGACUCGAUCCUGUGUUGGAAAUCUUGAAGGAGUUAUCUAUGAGGUGAGCCUAUAGAAGAAACCGUCGCAACUCACAUCCACAUUUUACUGUUGAUGAAAAUCACAAGAAAGCUCCUCGUGUUCACUUCUGGUCAACCAGACAUUGCUUGCUUUCAUUUUGUAUUUCUCUUUUGAGAAAGAGCUAUUUUAGUGUAUGCAAUUUGUCGUUUUCUUACAGUAGAGAGUGCUUCAAAAUUUUGCCAUAUAUAUCACUGAACAGUCAGGAUUGAUUGUUUUUGGUUUGUUGAUUCUACAUUUCUACAUGAUUCCAAUCUUGAUGUUCUAAACUCAGUUGCACAGUAGAGUUGAAGUAUGAGUUGUUCAUCCAUUUAG